Molecule: messenger RNA, 2473 nt
Organism: Mycena citricolor
Lineage: Eukaryota; Fungi; Basidiomycota; Agaricomycetes; Agaricales; Mycenaceae
Source: the annotation of a GenBank genome assembly
UCGGAUUCUGAUCUUAUCAGUCAAGCUGGAGUAGAGGAUUAACCAAUGUUUCCAUCUCCUUCGACUAUGUCCUCUUCGUCGGCCAGCCCCAUGAGCGAGCCGGGGCCCAGCCCCGGUCCUUCUGCCCAGAAAGUGAAGCAAAGAAGACCGAAUAGGAGCUGCGAUACGUGCCGAACCAGAAAAAGUAACGCCCCGAAGGAUGCCCCUUGUAGUAAUUGUGUCGACUUUGGGGCGACGUGCACGUAUCUCGAGCUCCCCAAGAAGCGCGGGCCCAAGAAUCGCCUGGUGGACGAACUACGAAAGCAGAAUGCGUCGUUGGAAGCCCGACUGAGAGCCGCAUCUGUGUGUGCCUUGUGCUCGCAGCCUCUCGAUCGCGACCGGCCCACGCCAUUUCGGAAUGAGCACACCACUGGGUCGCACAUGAUCUCUCCUCAAGAGUGGAACGAGGACGACGAAGACGACGACGAGCUUACAGCCAAGCUCAGCCAAUUCUCGAUCUCUGCCAUGAAGAACAAGUACUUUGGUACGGUGUCGACAUAUUCGCUUGCCAACAAUGCUAUCCAGGCGAAAGAGACUAAAGUUGGGCGUCCGAUGGCAGCCAAUUACAAGCGCAUGGUUUUCUGGCAAACUCCGGCGUGGGAAAAAGCGUACUACAAUGACCAGCCACAUUACACUUUUCCUGAAGACGAUUUGAUGGUAUCGCUGGUCCAGCUGUACUUUGACCGGAUACAUCCGACAUUCCCAAUACUGCACCGACCCACUUUCCAGCGCUCGCUUGCAGAGGGUCUGCACUUCCGCGAUCCCCACUUUGCCACAAUGCUGCUUGCGUUGCUAGCCAUGGCUUCGAGGCACUCGAACGAUCCACGCGUCUUUGCCGAUGGUUACUCGGCUGCCUCUGCGGGCUGGAAGUUCGUUGCUCAGACACAGCCCCUACGCAAGACAUUUGAGCCUUCAAUCUAUCAUGUCCAAUUCUAUGCUGCAAGUUUCUUGGCUUUUCGCAGUCUCUUUCGUCUCAUUGGCCGCCCAGCUUAUGACCCUGUAUCUGAUCGGAACGGCGCUUCCGCAGGCUUGUUGGUUCUAUCUGGUAAGCGCGCCUAUACUCAUCUUUCCGGCACAAAUGCGACAUCCUACAGGGUUUAGGCAUCCGCUUCCUCCAGCAACGGGGUCAGCACCGCACAAAGCGGCAGCCCGGAUCGCCUGAUCCUGAAAGUGAGUUGUGGAACCGAGCGUUUUGGGCAUUCAUUUGUCUCGAUCGAACGGUGUGCGCCUUUAUCGGCCGUCCUCUUGCCUUCCACAUCGAAGAUUAUGAAGUCGACCCUCCUCUCGAAGUCGACGACGAGUACUGGGACCAAGGGUUCGUGCAACCACCGGGGGUUCCUUCUGCAUAUUCCUUUUUCGUCUACUAUCUGCAGUAUAGCGAGAUCCUCGCAGAUGCUAUCCGUCGUCUCUAUGCUACUCGACGAACAAAGGCGAGAAUGGGCUGGAUUGGGAAAGAAUGGGAGCAACAGAUUCUCGCGGAACUCGAUUCGGCGCUGGAGGCACUGAGCACGUCCCUUCCAAUCCAUUUGCGAUGGAAUCCCGAGAACAUGCCCCAAGACCCUCUGAUUAUGGAUCAAGCGGCCACUUUGCACAUUGUGGAAAAUUAUGUCACGAUUUUGAUUCAUCGGCCUUUCAUCCAACGGAAUAACGAAUUGGCUACCCGCUCACAUUCCGUUUGCAUCCGGGCGGCUCGUUCCAUCCUGCAUACAGCCGGGGCUUGGUUCAAUCGACUUCACCGUCUACCCACCGUUCACGCACUGAACCCGUGCUUCGUGUCCAACCUGAUUCUUCUUAUGUCAGGCAACGUGGCAGAGCGGGAUCUGGCCCUCAUCGAGAUAGGGAUGCAGAUCAUCAAAUUUUCGGAAACAAGAUGGCAGGCUGCCGGUCGAUUCUGGGACAUGCUGACUGAGCUACGUUCGCUGGACCGCCAGCCUCGCGCACAGCCGAACAAGUUGCAGCAGAGGAAUAUAGCACCUCCUCGAGCACCGACUGGUUUUGCAACACAGCAGACAUCCCAGCACUCGGAAUUGUUCAAUGCAGUAGCUCCUGAUCCGCUGUGGUAUGCGAAGAUGGCACGUUCCGCCCAACCUCCCUCACCGCUUUUCAAACCGGGAAUGUCCAUCGAGCAGCUGCUGGCAAACACCGGCCCUUUCCAGCCGCUGGACUUCACUUUGGACGACCAGAUGAUGGAUCUGGAUGAUCGAUCCAUGUCGACGUGGAUGUCCACCCCAAUGCAUCUCUCGGAUCUGCGACAAUGGGAUGCAUACAUCGGCAGCAUGAAUGUGGGCGGUGGGAAUCGACCUCAAUGGGCGCAUUGAGAAUCUCUUCAUACGACCUCAGCGCUUGAAUUCUAGAUGUACUGUACAUUCAUCAACAUGUAUCACGUCGUAGCCAAUAGAUCGGAUCCGGCGGCCCGCCCCAUUUGACACAUCGG